UUAGUUUCGUAUAUAAAAUCUGCAUCACGUAAUUUAUCAUCAGACGACCAUGGCGAGGGGUGUGUUGCAGUGGUUUUCUGUUCUCCUAAUCGGUGCGGCACUUGCACAGCCGGUCCCAGAUCCUCAAUAUCCAUGUGAUCCCUGCGCGGACCCAUGCGACCCAUGCCCAGAACCAGAACCAGACCCAUGCGAUCCUUGCCCGCCACCAUGCCCGGAACCUUGCGACCCGUGCCCACACCCAUGCGAGCCAUGCCAGGAACAAGGUGUCGUGCAGAUCAAGCCGUGCAACCCUAAUGUGCCUGACGUGAAUUAUGUGUACGGUCGUGCACCGUAUGGCUCUGUGAUCGUGAAACCGGGGCAAAUACGUUUUCCCCGACCGGCACCGAUUGUGGUACGUCCAGGGACAGUGAGGCCACCAAACCCUCCCGUCAUAUUCGUCAAACCUGCCCCAGUGCAACCACCAACACCCGCACCGAUAUAUGUCAAGCCAGCACUAGUGCAUCCACCGACACCCGCACCCAUUACUGUGAGACCUGCUCCUGUGGUCCCCCCAAGGCCAAGGCCCAUUCUAGUAAGGCCCCAACCUGUUGUGCCUCCUAGGAUACCACCGAUCAGAGUACAACCACAAAAGGUCUGCCCGCCAACACCACCAGCUCUCGUAGUCCAACCACCAAGACUAAUCGUCCCACAACCCCCCAUCAUCUGUUUCAAGCCAAACCCAACAAUUCCAGUGCGAACAUGUGGUUGUGCACGCGUAAGCCUUUACAACCCGUGCCCCCCACCACCGCCACCAUGUGAACCACCACUCCCACCAUGCCCCUGCCCCUGCCUUUUGUAGAUAUGCCAAAUCAAAGCAUUCACUACUGAAUAUUAGUUCCAAUUGACCAUGAAUCUUCCACCUUCUACAGUACGCAGUUCUAGAAAUUUCCUAAUCUAAUAAAGCAAGAUCUAAAACUAACUAGAAUAGAUAGAUUAUUUCUACUCUACUACUGUAAGGAAAGUUGUGUGUAAAGGUAACAUGUGAACACAGCGUAUUCUUAUGUAUGUGUCAAGGGGAACUGAUAUUCAGUAUUUGUUUAUAUUAUAUAUUAUAGUAUUUAUGAAGCUAUGUUUGUAAAUGUAUGAUGAUUGAAAUAAAUAACGGGUAUUUUUGCAAGAA
Messenger RNA from Pieris rapae (cabbage white), 1159 nucleotides. RefSeq names its product vegetative cell wall protein gp1. The transcript has 4 exons. The record is from RefSeq and is a predicted model, not a curated record. The coding region runs from base 50 to 838 and encodes 262 amino acids. NCBI's taxonomy places the organism in Eukaryota, Metazoa, Arthropoda, Insecta, Lepidoptera, Pieridae.